This is a messenger RNA of Dermacentor andersoni, 1018 nucleotides long. RefSeq lists its product as uncharacterized. The record is from RefSeq and is a predicted model, not a curated record. NCBI's taxonomy places the organism in Eukaryota, Metazoa, Arthropoda, Arachnida, Ixodida, Ixodidae.
UACAUCGGAGAAAUGCCACCCCGGCUACAGCGUUUCUUUGUUCGCCUUCUAAAAUACAAUUAUGACUUGCAGUUCGUUCCUGGAAAGGACCUGCUCCUGGCUGACAUGCUCUCCCGUGCGCCCUCCCUUUCACCAAACCCGGAAGCAAUGGAGGACAUCGAGGUCCAUGCAGUUCGUCUAGUCUCGUGCAUGGGACGGCGCCUGCGCACCAACGUUCCGGAAUACAGCACUGAGCUGGGAUGCCCAAUAGUCAAGCAUCAACAGCGGGCCACGGGCAAAACGCUGCACGCUUUGCAGCAAGGAGACACGGUACGCAUACUGGAUGACAACUGGUCACGUAAGGCAAGAGUGCUUCAAGAAGCGGCUCCCCGGUCCCGCAUCGUGGAGACGGAGGAUGGAAGGCUUCUAAGGAGGAACAGACAACACCUGCUGCAAACGCGGGAAAAAUACCGCAGGGUAGACGAAGAUGACGACAGCAACGCUGAAAAUAGUAGCUUACAAAACGAAAGACCGGAGCCUCCAGAACAAGGCCAAAGUGCACCCGGGUUAACUGGUGAUCCGCAAGCCAACAUACAGGUCUUCCCCAAAGUGGAGACAUCGGAAGCAGAGCCCCGCAGGUCGACCCGUCAGCGCAACAAGCCUCAACGGCUGCAAUACGAAGCGAAUUUCCGUCAAGUCUCCUAGAUUUUUUUUUCGUGCCUUGUGGUCAUAAAGUCCUUCUUUUUUUUUUUCUCGUUAAGGGAAAGAUGUAUCAUACUUGGCCACCACGGAAGCAGACGAGCUGAUAGCAGCGCAUCCUUCUUUCCCCUAACCACUUCUGCGCAUGCGGCACCCUCGCACACGAAGAUAUAAAAGCAACCACAAUAAAGAGACAGCCAGUUUUUCGAUGCUCAACCACUGUGUGUGUCGACUUGCUCAGAGGCGCACGAUACAAAAGGUGUCUUUGCGAUUGCCGGCGUAAAAGCGCAUCACAAUGUACUUUGGUUAUACAUGCGGCGUGAAAGUAUUGUCGUGUCAU